This is a messenger RNA of Orycteropus afer afer, 2331 nucleotides long. RefSeq names its product membrane metalloendopeptidase like 1 (gene MMEL1). Lineage: Eukaryota; Metazoa; Chordata; Mammalia; Tubulidentata; Orycteropodidae. The record is from RefSeq and is a predicted model, not a curated record. Gene Ontology annotation, biological process: protein processing. Bases 1 to 2331 code for a protein of 776 amino acids. Gene Ontology annotation, molecular function: metalloendopeptidase activity. The transcript is spliced from 23 exons. Gene Ontology annotation, cellular component: plasma membrane.
AUGGACAAGUCAGAGAGCCAGAUGGAGAUGGUGGAGAGAGCCAGCCCAGCAGGGCAGAAGGGCCGUGGCUUCCUGGAGGGUGGGCUGCUAUUUUUGCUGCUCCUGGUGGCCGGAGCCCUAGUGGCCCUGGGCGUCCUCUAUGCCAACAGCAGAGGGAAGCGGCUGCUGCCUUUUACUAGUCUGCUUUGUUUCUCAAAGGACAAGAGGACCAGUGUAGAGCGGAAACCCCGAGCCAUCCAAGAGAUGAGCGAGGUCUGCACCACCCCCGGCUGUGUGAUAGCAGCUGCCAGGAUUCUCCAGAACAUGGACCCAUCCCAGGAACCGUGUGACGACUUCUACCAGUACGCAUGUGGUGGCUGGCUGAAGCACCACGUGAUCCCUGAGACCAACUCACGGUACAGCGUCUUUGACAUCCUUCGGGACGAGCUGGAAGUCAUCCUCAAAGGGGUGCUGGAGAACUCCACUUCCCAGGACCGGCCGGCCGUGCAGAAAGCCAAGACACUGUACCGCUCCUGCAUGAACGAGAGCAUGAUCGAGAAGCGAGACUCCCAGCCACUGCUGGAAAUUUUGGAGGCGAUGGGAGGCUGGCCAGUAGCCAUGGACGAUUGGAAUGAGACCAUAGGUCCCAGGUGGAAGCUAGAGAAGCAGCUGGCCGUAAUGAACACUCAGUUCAACAAGCGCGUCCUCAUCGAUCUCUUCAUCUGGAAUGAUGACCAGAACUCCAGCCGCCACAUCAUCUACAUAGACCAGCCCACCUUGGGCAUGCCAUCCCGGGAGUACUACUUCAACGAGGGCAACAGCCAGAAGGUGCGGGAUGCUUACCUGCAGUUUAUGAUCUCGGUGGCCAUAAUGCUAAGGGCAGACAUGAACCUCCCCAAGAAUGACUUCCUGGUGCAGAAGGACAUGGCACAGGUGCUGGACCUGGAGACACAGCUGGCAAAUGCCACAGCACCCCAGGAGGAAAGGCAUGAUGUCACCGCAUUGUACCACCGGAUGGACCUCCAGGAGCUGCAGAGCAGGUUUAACCUGAAGGGAUUUAACUGGACUGUCUUCAUACAAACUGUGCUAGCCUCUGUCAGAAUCAAGCUCCUACCAGAUGAGGAAGUGGUGGUCUAUGGCAUCCCCUACCUCAGAAAUCUGGAGGACAUCAUAGAUGCCUACUCAGCCAGGACCAUGCAGAACUACCUGAUCUGGCGCCUGGUACUGGACCGCAUCAGCAGCCUGAGCCAGCGAUUUAAGGACACUCGAGUGAACUACCGCAAGGCACUGUAUGGCACAACAGUGGAGGAGGUGCGCUGGCGGGAGUGUGUCAGCUAUGUCAACAGCAAUAUGGAAAACGCCGUGGGCUCUCUCUACGUCAGAGAGGCCUUCCCCAGAGACAGCAAGAAGAUGGUGAGAAAGCUCAUUGACAAGGUGCGGGCAGUGUUCGUGGAGACUCUGGACGAGCUGAGCUGGAUGGACAAAGAGUCCAAGAACAAAGCCCAGGAGAAGGCCGUGAGCAUCCGAGAGCAGAUCGGCUACCCUGACUACAUCCUGGAGGAGAGGAACCGGCAGCUGGAUGAGGAGUAUUCCAAUCUGAACUUCUCUGAGGAUCUGUACUUUGAGAACAGCCUGCAGAACCUCAAGGCUGGCGCCCAGAGGAGCCUUAAGAAGCUUCGGGAGAAGGUGGAUCCAAACCUCUGGAUCAUUGGGGCAGCGGUGGUCAAUGCAUUCUACUCACCAAACCGAAACCAGAUCGUGUUCCCUGCUGGGAUCCUCCAACCCCCCUUCUUCAGCAAGGAGCAGCCACAGGCCUUGAACUUCGGGGGCAUCGGCAUGGUGAUUGGGCAUGAAAUCACCCAUGGCUUUGACGACAAUGGACGGAAUUUCGACAAAGAUGGCAACAUGCUGGAUUGGUGGAGCAACUUCUCCGCCCAGCACUUCCGCGACCAGUCAGAGUGCAUGGUCUACCAGUACGGCAACUACAGCUGGGACCUGGCGGACCAGCAAAAUGUGAACGGGUUCAGCACGCUUGGGGAGAACAUCGCCGACAAUGGAGGAGUGCGGCAGGCAUAUAAGGCUUACUUAAAGUGGCUGAUGGAAGGUGGCAGGGACCUCCAGCUGCCAGGCCUGGAAAUGACCCACAAGCAGCUUUUCUUCAUCAACUAUGCCCAGGUGUGGUGCGGGUCCUACCGGCCCGAGUUCGCCAUCCAGUCCAUCAAGACGGACGUCCAUAGUCCCCUGAAGUACAGGGUGCUGGGCUCACUGCAGAACCUGGGCGCCUUCGCGGAUGCGUUCCACUGCGCGCGGGGCACCCGGAUGCACCCGAGGGAGCGAUGCCGCAUCUGGUAG